CAACUUUUCAUGCAAAUGAUCCAGCCUGCCGGGGAUGGCAGAAAUGAGGAACUGAAAUGAAAAGCAAAUAACCUGGGGAACAAAAUCAUGUAAGACUGGAAGAGUAAUGCGGUAUAAUAUGAAUCAGACAUCUCCUUUUACUUAAGAGUCUCUCGUUCCUCUGUGUACAACCGGAUUUGACCACCGACCUACGCUUGUUGUAAAGUCGAUCUCCGGGUUUGUUAGUGGUGACACAUACGAAGAUGGAGGAGUGGAAAAUGAGCAUUGGUACUCUGAGCGAAGAGGUGUUGAACAGGCUGUCAAAGAUGUUGGACAAUUCCACCUGCGGAUGGAGGCAGCUGGCCGAUGCGGUGUCCGGGCAACCGAGAUUCCGCUGCAGCGAAAGCGAGUUGACCAGCUGCUCACUCCAGGUGCUGAGCGCUGCAGGCAGCCCAGGACGCGCCCUCCUGGCUCGGCUGGCUGAUCGCUCCUGCUCCGUGGACUUCCUCCUCCUCUGCCUGAGGAAGGUGGACCACCAGGAAGCUGUGCAGUACCUGACCACCACAAUGGCAGAGAUGAUUUGGAUCACAGAGCAGCCACAGUCCCAGCAGGCCCCAAUGGGGAGCAGGGUGCUAUUGACCUGCAAAGCUGCUGGUCCCCUUGGGCUCAGCUACCAGUGGUUCAGGGGCAAAGAGGAGAUUUUGGAUGAGACGGGGUGUACGCCACAGCUGAUUCUGUGUCCCAUAGCCCCGGCCCACCAGGGUCACUAUAUCUGUAGGGUCAACCAUGGAGACAACUGCAUCUUCUCUCAGUGGGCUCGUGUUCGCCUGGUUCGCUCUGAAAAUAGCUCUAGUCCAGGCUGCAGCAGCAGUUUGUUUCCAGGAUCAGUGAGUGGGCUGCGUAUCAUCCACCAGCCUCAGUCCCAAGCAGUGUCUGAGGGCGACUCUCUGUUCCUGGAGUGCAAAGCAGAGGCCAACCCUCCUGCCCAGUACCAGUGGUACCACAACACGGAGCCCAUGCCUCAACACAAGACACGUUCACUCAAAAUCCCGUGUGUGACCACAACACACAGAGGACAGUACCGGUGCAAGGUGUUUAAUAUUUAUCAUGAGGCGUGGAGCGAUACAGCAACAGUCACCAUUGGCCCUAGUUCCAUUAUUGAAGCAUCCUGGGUAGAAGUUGAUCGUGGUUUAGACUCACAGGAAAUCCACAGGUCAACUUGUGGACUAGGAAUAAAUCCGCUACAACAGAUGACCAAACAACGACUGUCAACCAAGGACUUCUAUGCAACAGACAAAGUUGCUCUGCUGAUUGGCAACAUGAACUACCUCUACCACACUCAGCUAUGUGCUCCCAUUGCUGACGUCCAUGAGUUGACCAACCUCCUCAGACAAAUGGACUUCAAGGUGGUUUCCCUGCUCGACCUCAACUGGCAGGAGAUGCGCAGCGCCGUCACAGAGUUCCUCUUGCUGCUUGACAAGGGAGUCUAUGGCUUGCUAUACUUUGCUGGUCAUGGUUAUGAGAAUUACGGCAACAGUUUCAUGGUUCCCAUCGAUGCACCAGCCUCAUACACAUCAGAGCACUGUUUGUGUGUACAGAAUAUACUCACCAGGAUGCAAGAGAAAGAGACUGGACUCAACGUAUUCCUGCUGGACAUGUGCCGCAAAAGAAACCCAAAUGAUGAUGUCAUUGUACAAACCGGACUGCUGAAGGUCACAGCAAAUAUAGUGUUUGGUUAUGCCACAUGUGCAGAUGCAGAGGCAUAUGAAGUAAAGAGGGAAGACGUGUCCAAUGGCAUCUUCAUUAACUUCCUCAAACAGCGCGUUUGUGAAGACGAGAAGGUCACAGUCAUGCUUGACAGAGUGGCUGAAGACAUGGGUCGCUGUGCAAUCACACGAGGGAGGCAGGCUCUGGAGCUACGCAGUAACCUGUCUGAACGACGUUCCCUCACUGAUCGGAUACAGACCUAUGAAUGCUCUGCAUCCUAUUCAGCUCGCAACCUGCAGUGGGCCGUCGCUCAUGUCCUACCCGCGAGCCAUUGCCUGCAGUUUGAUUGUGGGGUGACAGUCCAGCUUGGGUUUGCGGCAGAAUUCUCCAACAUCAUGGUUAUCUACACUCGCAUACUUGAGCAGCCCAAAGAAAUUGUUUCCUGCUCUGCUCAGCUUACUGAUUUCCCCGAGGAUGUGGACAUCGAUCUGAAGAAAAGUAACCAGGAGACUCUGCUUGAAGCUGGCAGUUUAAUACUGAUCAAGGAAACUCUUCCUUCACCAGAGGUCCCCAGUCUUUACACCCGCAUCCGCAGCCUGCAGAGACUCAGGAGGGAUCUCACAUUCACCGUCUGUCUUCACUACACCUAUUCCAACAUGGAUGAAGAAGUGCAGGAAAGGCAACCAGUAACAGUUGGCAAACCACUGGUCUCCAAACUCAACCUCCAUGAGCCACGACCAACUCGUGCCUGCUCUGCAUCCUCAGCCUGCAGCCUUGACUCCUUCAAUGUCCCAGAGUCCUCCUUGCUUGCCGAGGACUUCACCUCUGUUGAAUCAACCUCAAACACAUGGUCAUAUUAUGCGCAAAGUGGUAGACAAUCUUCCACCACUGACCCCCCGACUUCAUCCAGGAUUGCCAAUAUACCAGAGGAGACUGACAGUCCUGAAUUAUUUGACACCCCUAAACCUCUUGUUGCUAGCAAAAGCUUGCCCCACAGUCAAAUAAAUGACACAAACUACAAAUUUAGUGACAUGUACAACUUUCAGACUUACUAGUCACCAUGAAACCUGAUUUGACCAUGACAUGCUGAUAAGUCAGAGUAUACUUGUAUACUUUAAAAAAGGCCAAAAGAUGGGGGGGAGCCUGGAAAGUUUCCAGUUCAGUAGGUAUGUGGUUCAUUUAUCUUUGUUUUAACGAUGCAUUCAGUUUUUGUAAUAUUAUAUGAACACUUUUAUAAGAAUAAAUAAAUAAAUAUAACACAUUACAAGGCAGAUCAAGUUUGACGCGUAGUCUCUCUGUAAGACGGAAGAAAUAAAACAUUUUA
This is a messenger RNA of Toxotes jaculatrix (banded archerfish), 3010 nucleotides long. RefSeq names its product MALT paracaspase 2 (gene malt2). The record is from RefSeq and is a predicted model, not a curated record. Gene Ontology annotation, molecular function: cysteine-type endopeptidase activity. The transcript has 17 exons. Gene Ontology annotation, biological process: proteolysis. NCBI's taxonomy places the organism in Eukaryota, Metazoa, Chordata, Actinopteri, Toxotidae. Bases 243 to 2741 code for a protein of 832 amino acids.